GGUAUCCUGAUGUUGAAUUUCUUUACUGAUAGAGAAAUCUGUAAAUCUUCAUGUUACCUGCCUCAAUGACAUCCGAAUGCUGUCUCAGGAAUGCUUUUGUACCUGGUGUGUAAACGGAAGCUGGAGAGCAAGAAGGAGGCUCUGCUGAUCCUCUCCAAGGAGCUGGACACCUGCCAGCAGGAGAGGGACCAGUACAAGCUCAUGGCCAAUCAGCUGCGAGAACGGCAUCAGUCCCUGAAGAAGAAGUACCGAGAGCUGAUUGAUGGAGAUCCAUCACUUCCCCCUGAAAAGAGGAAGCAGGCUAAUCUCGCGCAGCUGCUGAGAGAAUCGCAGGACAGGAACAAGCAUCUGGGAGAAGAGAUUAAAGAACUUCGGCAGAGGCUUGGCGAGGUCCAGGGUGACAAUAAGCUGUUGAGGAUGACAAUUGCUAAACAAAGGCUCGGAGAUGAAGAAAUUGGCGUGAGGCACUUUGCAGCCCAUGAGCGGGAAGAUUUGGUUGAGCAGCUGGAGCGAGCUAAGGAGCAGAUAGAGUCACUAGAGCAUGACCUACAGGCCUCAGUGGAUGAGCUCCAGGACGUUAAGGAAGAGCGGGCUUCCUACCAGGACAAGGUGGACAGGCUGAACCAGGAGCUCAACCACAUCCUGGGUGGUCAUGAGAACCGUAUCAUUGAUGUGGAUGCUUUGUGCAUGGAGAACAGAUAUCUCCAGGAGAGACUGAAACAACUCCAUGAGGAGGUUAGCCUUCUGAAAUCGAACAUUGCCAAGUACAAGAAUGCUCUCGAGAGACGGAAAAACUCCAAGAGCCAAGGCAAAUCCAGCAGUAGUGCUCUGACUGGGGUCUUGUCUGCAAAGCAAGUUCAGGAUCUGCUCUCUGAAGACCACGGAUGCAGCCUCCCAGCUACUCCUCAGUCCAUUGCUGACCUCAAGUCCCUGGCCACCGCCCUGCUGGAGACGAUCCAUGAGAAAACCAUGGUCAUUCAGCAUCAGAGGCAAACCAACAGGAUCCUAGGGAAUCGAGUGGCAGAGCUGGAGAAGAAGCUAAGGACUCUGGAGGUUUCUGGUUUGUGGAGUCUUCCAGGGGGCAAGGACACCAUACUGCUCAGUGACCAGACUCUCCCCACUAUACAGAGGUCCAAGUCCCCACUGUUGAGGUUUGUGGAACAGCCCACUGAGAAUAAGCAGAGUGCCGGAGAUGGGGAGAUUCAGAAGCAGGAAGAAGAUGAGAGCCGUGGAGCUGCUGAGGCGCUGACAGAGCCUGAGGAUGCUGGGAAGCCUGCUGUCAGCCCCGCAGCCCCGCCACCGAGCGACAUGAACAAGCACUCGGCCUUUCAUCAUCCUGCAGGGCCCCAGCCGCCUUCAGAAGAAGUAAGCACGUUGGGGAGGGAGAGCAUUCAACUGACGGAUGGACAGGAGGCUGCAGACCUGGAGGAAGCUCCCACGGGGGAACAGAGGUGUGAGCCGGGGCUGUCCCCAUCUAGCCUGGCCUCCCAGGAGGAAUACACCACCGCUCUCCAGGACCACUUGCCUUCCACACAGCCAGAGGUCAAAGCAUCCAGCACGGGAGGUGACAGAGGCGUCUCAGAGGGUGGAGACACAAGAAGCACUGUGCAAACAUGACGGGGAGAGACUGACAGGGUGACACACUGAAGGCACCAGGGACAGCGAGGGAAGGCUGAGGCCUCGGAACAGCCGUCCAAAGCCCCCUUUCCACUGGACACCUUCCUGUCUGCAAAUGAGAAAACACUCUGAUCCCGCUACAAGCUGGGAACACCCAAUGGUGCCAGCUCUGUCUGACUUAUGAAAGCUGGUCUGUGAGUUUCUCGGUGUCACCUCUCUCUGCUGAAGACGUGCUGCUGUGAACAUGGCUGGGCACAGGAAUCGUGGUUGCCAUAUGGCUGCCUCUCCACAUCCCUCUUCCUGUCAGCAUUUGUUUUAUUAGAGAGAAGACGUUUUUCUAUUAGCAUUUAAUGUUGUCCAUCAAGACAAUGGGACAAGCUAGGGAAGCAAGGGGUUUUUUCCCUGGGUCUCAGUCUUGGGAAUAGCUAGGUGGCUGGAAGGAAAGAUGUAAUUGAAUGAAAUGUGUUCACGAGGCCAUGGCUGCACUUUGUCGUGCGGUGGUCUCUGAGGAUCCCCCAGCAGUGGGGACUCUUUGCACCCAGUAUUUCACAGUGGCAGGUGGGAGGGACUAGAGCAGGCUGGGGAAGUUUGGCUGCAGGUAGGAGAGGCUGUUUGCUGACUGGGUGCAGAUCUGAGUGUCCUAGCCUAGGUGUGGAGGCUUCACUGGUCUGGAACGAUGGGUAGCAAGUGUCUGCCAGUGAGGGACUUUUUAGUGGUAAUCUGAUUUUUGUGUUGUUGUUGUUUAGAUGACAUUAGAAAUACUAGGUAUCUUUAUCCAGCCCAAGCUGCAUAUAGGAUGGUGGGGUUAUCUGGGGUUUGGGAAAAGCUUAGUGUUACCCCAGUUUCUUACACCACUGAAGAAUCCUAAUAGAAUUUUGCAUCUAGACUCCCAGGGGCCAGAACUGAUCUCAGAAACUCCAGCUAGAAAGAACUCAAAUGUGUUUCCAUUCAUCCUAAACCCUUUCUGUGCCCUGGGACUCUCAGGGACAAGGACACACCUUCUGAUGGGAGCCUCACUGCCCUGUUUAUCACUCUGUAUUUCCUUCUGUGCCCUGCCCCCUGAAGGCCAGCCCUCUAGGGAAGGAGGCUGUGAGCCUGCAAGUUUACACAGGCCAACAGUCCCGAAGAUGCCUUUUCGAUGGACGGGGUCCGCAGCUGGCUUUCAGGUCAAGUGGUCAAUAUUGCGUCGGACACCAGAAUGGCUAAGGGAAACCCAGCCAGAUGUGACUCAGUAAAAAGAAAACAAACACUCUCCCCUCCCAGAAGCUAUGGUUUGGACACACAUCCAACAAAUGGACACUUCUUUGCGGCCAUUUAUCACUUUCAGGUAAGGAGGGGUUUAGAGUAAACUCUAGCACAGUCUAGUAGGGCGGGAAGCUGCAGGGGGCCCCGGGGUCUGUGCUUUAGGGAGCCAGGAUAAAAGGGGACCCUAGCUUGAGCUCAGUGUAUCCAGCCAGCACCGAAGGCACCUGUGCUACUACAUGGAGCGAGUCAUUAAGCUGAUGUUGUUAUGUACAUGUAACUAUGACAACAACAUCCCCACUUUUGCUAUGUCUACCCAACAUGGUUCUUCUGCUCUGUAGACAUUAAAGAGAAUACAGUCACUACUUACAGUUUCCCUUGGUCUUUCUUAAAUAGUUGGCUGUAGCAUUGUCUCCUCAGCUCUGCUGUAUGACCUGCAUCUACCCUGGUUUUCCCGGCAGCAGCUCAUACUCAGAGACAUUUAAACAGCAGGGAAAUGAAUUCUGUUGUGUGACCAGAACAUCUGAAGCGGAGCAUCUUGGAACUACUUCAGGAAUUUCCCAGGGAUCUCCUAUCUUUGCUUGUUUGGGUCAGUUGAGGUUCCUGGCUAUAACAGCUUCACAUAUCACCUAUUAUCACAUAUAUUCGAAGGCACAAGGGUGUCUCUCCACGCAUAUGUAUAAACAUCUUUUAAGAGGCAAAGGGGUUUCUGCCUGUGCUGGCUAGUUUUGUGUGUCAACUUGACACAGGGUAGAGCUAUCACUGAGAAAGGAGCUUCAGUUGGGGAAGUGCCUCCAUGAGAACCAGCUGUGAGGCAUUUUCUCAAUUAGUGAUCAAGGGGAGGGGGCCCCUUGUGGGUGGUGCCAUACCUGGGCUGGUAGUCUGGGGUUCUAUAAGAGAGCAGGCUGAGCAAGCCAGGGGAAACAAGCCAGUAAGAAACAAGCCAGUAAGAAACAUUCCUCCAUGGCCUCUGCAUCAGCUCCUGCUUCCUGACCUGCUUGAGUUCCAGUCCUGACUUCCUUUGGUGAUGAACAGCAGUGUGGAAGUGUAAGCUGAAUAAACCCUU
Molecule: messenger RNA, 3925 nt
Organism: Apodemus sylvaticus (European woodmouse)
Lineage: Eukaryota; Metazoa; Chordata; Mammalia; Rodentia; Muridae
Gene: Ccdc149
Product: coiled-coil domain containing 149
Exons: 12
Coding region: 91-1617 (508 amino acids)
Source: RefSeq, a predicted model, not a curated record